Carassius carassius (crucian carp) is the source of this 3857-nucleotide messenger RNA. Its product is annotated as folliculin-interacting protein 1-like. Gene Ontology annotation, molecular function: protein-folding chaperone binding; ATPase inhibitor activity. The transcript is spliced from 18 exons. NCBI's taxonomy places the organism in Eukaryota, Metazoa, Chordata, Actinopteri, Cypriniformes, Cyprinidae. Gene Ontology annotation, cellular component: cytoplasm. Bases 214 to 3561 code for a protein of 1115 amino acids. The record is from RefSeq and is a predicted model, not a curated record.
GGAGUCUGGAGGAGACGCGUCAGCCUCUCUAUGCCCAUAUCACACUUUCUUCAGUUUCACCGCGUCCAGUGGCGCGUCUUCUUCUUGUCUUUGUCCGGGGUUGUCCAGCUCAGCCUGGAGGUCACCUGACAGUCUCAUGUUGUUUUGUGAGUUUAGUUCAUUGCUAUUCUUAGCAGCGCUCUGUGCGGAGGACGAGCGAGCUGCUGGCUGGGAAUGAUGGGAAAGCACAAGGGUGGAAACGCUCUGAUGCCCAGCUGGUCAUCACCGGAGCUGGAGCCCAGCCAGAUCCGUCUCAUCGUCUACCAGGACUGUGAGCGGCGCGGCAGGAACGUCCUCUUCGACUCGGACACCAGAAAGAGAAGCACAGAAGAUGCCCCGGUCACGAAGGUGUGUGGAGAGGCACAGGCUAAGAUAUUUGGGAAGUGUUGUCAGCUGAGGCCUGCAGGUGGCAGCUCCAGUUCUCUGGACAGUAGCUCGUCCUGCGCCUCCGAGCCCAAGGAACAACACCGCUUCCAGGGCUCCUCACGGUGCUCAUCAGACGCUAACAUGCUCGGAGAAAUGAUGUUCGGCUCGGUGGCCAUGAGCUACAAAGGCUCAACGCUGAAGAUCCACCAGAUAAGAUCUCCUCCGCAGCUGAUGCUCAGUAAAGUGUUUACAGCGAGAACGGGCGGCAGCGUCUACGGCAGCCUGAACACACUGCAGGACAGUUUAGAGUUCUUCAGUCAGGACUCCAGCGCGCUGCGGCCCGAGCAGAACACCGCCGCCAGCGGCUUCCUGGGCAGCAUAGGUUUCUCUCAGCUCUGCGGCCCGCGCCGGGCGCUCUCAGAGCAAGGCCCUCUCCGUCUCAUCAAGAGCGCCUCUUUCUUUUCAGGACACAGUAACCCCAUGGACAUGCCGGGCCGAGGACUGCAUGAUGAGAGAGACAGCGGCAUCGCUCGCUCCGCAUCUUUAAGCAGCCUGUUGAUCACCCCGUUUCCAUCGCCGGGCUCGUCUCUCACCAGCAGCUGUGCUAGUAGCUACCAGCGGCGCUGGUUACGCAGCCAGACCACCAGCUUGGAGAACGGCGUCUUCCCUCGAUGGUCUGUGGAGGAGAGCUUUAACAUGUCUGAUGAGAACAGCGGGCCGAGUCUGGGUGUUGCCAGGAAGAAGAAGAUCGCUAUCGGUGUCAUCUUCCUGCUCUCGCCCAACGAGGAAGAAAACGCCAAGUUCCAGGACUUUUUCUUCUCUCACUUUCCGCUCUUUGAGAGUCACAUGAACAAACUCAAAAGUGCCAUUGAGCAGGCUAUGAUACUGAGCCGCAAGUCAGCUGAUGCCAGCCAGAGAGCUUUGGCUUACAGUCGCAUGGUGGACGGUCUCAAUGAGUUUAGGACGACCAUCUGCAACUUGUACACCAUGCCACGUGUGUCUGAGCCUGUCUGGCUCACCAUGAUGUCCGGUCCACCUGAAAAGAACCAGCUUUGUGGCCAGUUCAUGAGGGAGCUGGCCCUGCUCAUGGAGCAAGCCUCCAAGAACCAAUUCCUCCCUGCACUUCUCACUGCGGUUCUCACAAACCAUCUCGCCUGGGUUCCCACGGUCAUGCCCAAUGGUCAACCACCCUUAAAGAUCUUCCUGGAGAAGCACUCCUCACCAAGUUUGGACAUGCUGGCAAAAACACAUCCCUACAACCCACUCUGGGCACAGCUUGGUGACCUGUAUGGGGCGAUCGGCUCACCUGUGCGUCUGUCCCGUACGGUGGUGGUUGGCCGAAGACAGGAGCUGGUGCAGCGUCUUCUGUAUGUGCUGACCUACUUCAUCCGCUGCUCAGAGCUACUGGAAAUGCACCUGCUGGAGAGCGCCGUGGACGAGGCCAUCGUGAUGCCCAACUCGCUCAUCACCACGUCGCUGCGCCCCGGAGAGGUGGAGGAGUCCGACUACGUGCUGGUCACCGUGCACAAGCCGAGCCAAGACUACCUGUCUCCGGGAGCCGAGGCUGAGGACGGCUACCCCUCUGACGACCUCAGCUUACAGAGCAGCACCUACAUGAACACAGAGGCCCAGGACGAGCGCCCGCAUCCUGCCAAACCGGAGGCGGACCUUGUGAGAGAAGCACGGAGUCCCCGCCUCGAGACUCGACUGGAAACCGUGGUCAAAGUCGGCUCCAAUUCGCCGUGCGAGAGAAGAGCCUCGCUUGAGGUUCAAGGAGACGUGCGGCCCGAGAUUGAAUCAGGUGGCGUGCCCAUCAGGAUCUUUCAUCCAUCAGAUAUCCUGCUAGAGAAGAAGCCCCCUGACAAGAGCUUUGAUAAUAACGCCGGGAACGAACCCUCCGCUAAAGUCACAUUCCUCAUCGGAGACUCGAUGUCUCCUGAAUCUGACAUGGAGAGUCGCCAGCAGAGUCUGGAGGAGGAGAUCAAGAAACACAAGAAGCUUCUCAAAGACAACCAGCAGAAGCAGUGUAACAUUGAGGCUAAACUCCAAGUGGACCAAAUCAAGACCAACGACAGCAAAACGGGCUCAUCUGUAUCGUCCUUCACUAGAAAGACGUCUCAGUGGUGUCCAAGAGCGAAAGGGGACUGCGUGGACAUGUUUGACGAGUAUUUCAAUGAAGACAAUCCCGUGGAGACGAGGACUAUUGAUGAUGUCAACCAAACAAAUUCACAAACGGGGAUGAAAGGCAUAGGAAAAGAUGCCCUAAACUUGCAAGGCUGUCAAGUUAGGGUGCACAGACAGCCCUGCGAGCGGCUGGAUGAAGACGGCUCUAAGUGCGACGCAGGAGACAGUUCUGCCGAGCAGGACAAGGGGAUCGAGAUGUCGCUGAGUGUCCCUUCACAAGGCAUCGUUGGGGAGAAAAAGAAAGCAGUCCCGCUGAACGACUGGGAGAUCCCACGCAACGAGAGCUCGGACAGCGCUCUGGGGGACAGCGAGAGCGAGGACGCCGGACACGAGCUGCCCAGGCAAGAGCAUGAUGGACCGUUUUACGCUGAUGAUCGGGCCGACUGGCAGGAUGAACUGGAGGUGCCUUUACCUGGGGAGAAGCUGGUGGAGAACUACUCUAAACCGAGCAUUGCCAACUUUGGGAGAUCACUGUUCGGAGGAUACUGUCCUACGUACGUCCCAGAUUUUGUUCUGCACGGAGCCCCCAAUGAUGAGAAACUGAGGCAGAACCUGGUGUCGGAUCUGGCCCAUGCUGUGCAGCAUCCUGUGCUGGAUGAACCCAUCGCAGAGGCCGUCUGCAUUAUCGCAGACACCGAUAAGUGGAGCGUGCAGGUGGCCAGCAGCCAGAGGCGACCCUCAGAGAAGCUGGGCAAAGAGGUGCUCGUGUCCAACCUCGUGUCCAACCUGCUCCAGUCCACCUACCAGCUCUACAGACUCAACCUGUCGCCAAACUUCUGUAUCAUGCAUCUGGAGGACCGGCUGCAGGAACUCUACUUCAAGAGCAAAAUGCUGGCAGAGUACUUGAAAGGACAGACAAGGGUGCAUGUGAAGGAGCUGGGCAUGGUGCUAGGGAUCGAGUCUAACGAUCUGCCCCUGCUAGCGGCCAUAGCGAGCACACACUCGCCGUACGUGGCCCAGAUUCUCCUGUAGGCCACACGGAGAGCGAGAGAGACUCCAUUCCCCCACCAGCAGAUGGGUUGGGUCCUCCAGGUUCGGUACGCCUGGACGGGGCCCCUCGAAGCCCCCUGAGACUCCUGGAGCAGGGAGGCCCUUGAGUUGCUGUUCGUUGGGAACAGUCUCAGGGUGAACAGACUGCAGGACAGACGCUCUGCCACUAGACGGUGGCCGAGCUGCAGCGGUCGAAACCCAGAGGUUCCCGAGAAGUGACCUGGGAAUAUCACUUUUCAACAAUGGACACAAUGGAGUAUAUAUAUAUAUAUAUAUAU